GAAUUGGGUUAGUUGGUUUAGUGUUGGCUUGAGUCAGUGCCCACAGCCACUCUUGGACGCGAACUGGGGCUUGGGACGGAGCCAUUACAAAUCAAUUUGGCUAGCCGCGCGUUGAACCAAUAAAAACUGUUCUAAUGAGAUGCGCUGAUGUGGAAAAGACAAAGGUAGCAUCGUCAACUUGUUGACAACUAUAAUCGCGAAUCGGAGAAGUUUUAGUUUCCCUUCGACUGGGAACCGCAACGGACGCAUUCCAAGUACAACGAAGUUAACUCAAGAAACACAAACCAUCUAGCUAUGCAGUGGCUAUUGUGUACGGCCUUAGUGCUUGUCUUUGUGGCAUGCCUUUAUCCUUCGCAAGCUAUAAGGAUAUCCGCUCUAGAAAUUGAGAGGCGACCGCCGCAAAAGCAGGCCAAGAUUGGCUCCAGGAACUAUCCCAUCGAAUAUGUCCUGAUACCGAGUGCUCGAGGUGGUUACACAAGGCGUUAUGUCCACAGUCUAGCGAAAGCAAAUCCUGAACCAACCACCGAACGCCCGUUGGUUCGCGUUUGGAAUAGUUUCGUUCGCAGUGUCCAGCCCUCCUUCAGUUUCCGCAACUUGACCAAUCCACUGGCCAACUUCUUCAACGAUGGCAGUGCCAACAUCAUUGAGUCGUCGCCCGUCUAUCUGCAGACCUACGAUGAUGAUCAGGAGCUGCAGCAUGAGGAGCCCGCACCAGUGGCUUCGCAAAGUUCCAACAAACGCAAGCGAAAGCGCCGCAAGCAACAAAAGCGCCGACCCACCUACGAUGCGGAGGAGGACGAUGACGCCUACAGCCCCUACAAUCACUACUAUGCGCCACCUCCUCCGCCAUCAUCCGCAGAGCCCAUGUUCUUCUACGAUUCAAACUCCGGCAACUACUACGGAGUGCAGCGCUUCAGCCCGCAGGAUUUCCAAGCUAGGUUUUACAACAACUUUCAUGAACAGCAGCAAAGCGAGCCGGAGGAGGUGGAUAGCGAGCCUGAGGAGGACACGUCCGUGGUGAGGAGGCUCAGCAACAGGAAGGUGACUCUACUGCGCCCGCUGCCCUUGUCAACAGUCAAGAGCUCAUCCCCGGCAAAGUUAACCGAAGUCAGCAAGCCAGAAACGGCCAACCAGAACGAAGAUAUAGUCGAGGAACCCGACAGCAGCGCACCGAGCGAUACAACGACUAACGAUGAAGACGAUAGUGAUAUCGCCACCCACUCACCGCUCUCCGAGAGCAUGCGCAAUACUCUGGGCACGUACAUGCGCGACGAUCGCCACACCCGCCAGCGCCAGAGGCUCGCAAGCGAUGGAGCAGGAGCUCUUGAUUCCGAAGCCAAAGUUUCGCCCCGUCAUUCUCAACGGCGCCUCUUCCGGCUGGCCACCUGGUGAUCCGUA
This is a messenger RNA of Drosophila suzukii, 1398 nucleotides long. The record is from RefSeq and is a predicted model, not a curated record. NCBI's taxonomy places the organism in Eukaryota, Metazoa, Arthropoda, Insecta, Diptera, Drosophilidae.